This is a messenger RNA of Amaranthus tricolor (Joseph's coat), 1536 nucleotides long. RefSeq names its product glycine-rich cell wall structural protein 1.0-like. The record is from RefSeq and is a predicted model, not a curated record. Bases 41 to 1300 code for a protein of 419 amino acids. Lineage: Eukaryota; Viridiplantae; Streptophyta; Magnoliopsida; Caryophyllales; Amaranthaceae. The transcript has a single exon.
UUUGGGUAAUCAAAUUGUUGUGGGAUUCAAAAACAUUCCCAUGGCUGCCUACAAAAUCUCUGGUGUUGUUUUCUUCUUGAUACUUGGGUUGGGCCUUUCCUCAGCCGCUAGGUCUCUCCUCACUUAUGACCUAGGAGGCUACGGUGGAGAUGGAUAUGCUUCUGGUGGCGGUGGCGGUAGUGGUGGUGGUGGGGCAGGUGCUUAUGGUGGGCAUGCUGGUGGAUAUGGUGGUGGGGGUGGUGAAGGAGGUGGUAUAGCAACUGGUGGUGGAUAUGCAGGCGGAGGUGGUGGCGGUAGUGGUGGUGGCGGUGCAUACAGUGGUGGAGGACAUGCUGGUGCUUAUGGGGGUGGUGAAGGUGGUGGUCAUGGUGGUGCUGGAACAUAUGGAGGUGGUUAUGCAGGUGGUGGUGGUGGCGGAAGUGGAGGAGGUGGUGCGGGUGCAUAUGGUGGGGUAGAACAUGCAGGUGGCUAUGGAGGCGGUGAAGGAGCCGGUGGAGGUCAUGCAGGGGGAGGUGGUGCUUAUGCUGGUGGAGGCGGUAGUGGGUCUGGAGGUGGUGGUGCUGGUGCAUAUGGAGGAGUAGAGCACGCCGGCGGCUAUGGAGGUGGUGAAGGAGCCGGUGGAGGUCAUGCAGGUGGUGGUGGUGCUUAUGCUGGUGGAGGCGGUAGUGGUUCUGGUGGCGGUGGUGCUGGUGCAUAUGGAGGUGGAGGAGAGCAUGCCGGAGGCUACGGAGGCGGUGAAGGCGGUGGCCAUGGAGGAGCUUAUGGUGGAGGUGGUGCUGGAGCAUAUGGUGGAGGAGGUGGAUCUGGCGGAGGCGGUGCUGGUGCAUAUGGAGGCGCUGGUGGACAUGCUGGAGGCUAUGGAGGUGGUGAAGGCGGUGGCCAUGGAGGAGCUUAUGGUGGAGGUGGUGCUGGGGCAUAUGGUGGAGGUGGUGGAUCAGGCGGAGGUGGUGCUGGUGCAUAUGGAGGUGCUGGAGGACAUGCUGGAGGAUAUGGAGGUGGUGAAGGUGGUGGCCAUGGAGGAGCAUAUGGUGGAGGUGGUGCAGGUGCAUACGGCGGUGGAGGUGGAAGUGGUGGCGGCGGUGCAGGUGCUUACGGUGGUGGUGGUGAAGCUUUAGGCGGAGGAUAUGGUAGCGGAGGAGGAGCUGGUGGUGCUGGUGCAGAAGGGGGACAUGCUUAUGGAAUUGGUGGCGGUGGUGGCUCAGGGGGUGGAGGUGCCUAUGCAGGCGGUGCACAUGCAGGUGGAUACGGUGGUGGUGCUGGAGGUGGUGAAGGAGGUGCCCAUGGAGGGUAUAUUCCUUGAAUUCAUUUCCUCAUACCAAACCUCACAAGCAUGGGCAUUUGCCCAAGAAGUAAUAAUGAGAAGUAAAACCUGAAAACUACAUAUAGUAGUAAUGUAAUUGAUAAUCCUAAAAGAAGCAACUAUAUGUAGUCAUGCAAUUUACCAUUCCAUAGUUUAAUUUCUUCAUAGUAUAAUGUAAUGAAUGAUUUGGUGUUUCCUUUUGAUUCAUAUAAAGCUGUAAUCAUGUUACUUUCUUC